GAGGCGAAGAGGAGAGGAAGCGGCGCGCACGGAGAACCGGAGUGUGGAUGCUCAAUACGCGCAACACCGACUCCGCGUAAGGACCCAGCUGCUUUGGUUCCCAGGCUCGAUCUAAAGGGUCCGUUUUGACCUCAUUUACCAAGAAACUUUUUUACAAAAAUGAUGCUGUGCUACGUUGUGGGUUGGAGUGACCAGUCAGCACCAGAGAAAUAGCUGCGAAUCUUUGCGUUACAAGCGAGAGGAGCUUUUUUUUUAUUCUCUCCCAUCAGCUCUAUCACGGUCACAUCUCUCCGGAUUCAUCUGUUUAAUCUACAUUGAUCAUAACCAUGGACUUCUUCGGACUAUACUUUCUGCAGCUGGCACUGAUUGGCGGCGUUGGCGUGGCUCUGGGCUCCUCUGGGUGGGACUGCCUGCGGGCGGGUGACACCUGCUCCAGUGAUGACAGCUGCAGCCCACGUCUGCGGACCCUCAGACAGUGUGUGGCGGGGGACGGCAGCGUCAAACUGGGCCCCGGGGCCAGGAGCCAGUGCGAGAACGCCAUGACGGCUCUCCUGGCCACGCCCCUCCACGGCUGUCAGUGCAAAAGAGGCAUGAAGAAGGAGAAGAACUGCCUCAGCAUCUACUGGAGCCUGCACCAGUCUGGGCUCGUGCUGCACGGUCUGAGCCUGGUGGAGGACUAUCCCUAUGAACCAGAGGAGAGGGGCUCUGACUACGUGAGACUGGCCUCCAUCGCUGCAGAAUCGGAAGUAACGACAGUAAACCGCUGUCUGGACGCGGCCAAAGCCUGUAACAUCGACGAGACCUGUCAGAAGACGCGCACGGAGUACGUAUCGGCGUGUAUCCAGCCCUCCGCCCGCUCUGGACCCUGUAACCGGCCGCGCUGUAACAAGGCGCUCAGGAAGUUCUUCGACCGCGUUCCUCCGGAUUACACCCACGAGCUGCUGUUUUGCCCCUGCACGGACACGGCCUGCGCGGAACGCCGGCGACAGACCAUCGUACCCACCUGCUCCUACGAGGAAAAGGAGAAGCCCAACUGCCUGGCCCAGCUGCGGGUGUGCAAGGCCGACUAUGUGUGCAGGUCCCGCUGGGCUCAGUUCCAGUUCGACUGCCAGCCCUCGGACCUCAGCUCCAGCGGCUGCCGACAGGAGAACUACGGGGCCUGUCUCCUCGCCUACACCGGACUCAUAGGAAGCACAAUCACUCCAAACUACCUGGACAACUCCACCUCCAAUGUGGGCCCAUGGUGCACCUGCGCUGCCAGCGGCAACCACCGGGAGCAGUGUAACGACUUCCUGGAGUUCUUCCAUGACAACGUCUGUCUCAAAAAUGCCAUCGUGUCCUUUGGUAACGGCUCAGAUGUGAAGUCCGGCUCCAGUCCGCCCGGGAUUGCCAGCCUCGCCCCUGGCAACCACAACCCACACCUGGUAACGGUCGCCCCCGGAGUCUCCAUGGAAACAGAGCAGAGCAUCCUCAGAGCACAGAUACCUACUCAGGUAAAUGAAAACGACAGAUUGUGGGGCGAUGAGGAAGACUCUACUCUGCCCUCUCCUGGACUGUCCGAACACGGCGCAGCACCUCUUCACGUGGGCGGGGCUCUGGGAUGGCUCCUCCCUCCCGUGCUACUGCUGCUGCUGCUACUGUCCCACCAAUAAGACGCCAACUCGCUCCCUCCUCUGAGCUGAACUGUAAACCAGGCGGAGGGAGGGCAAAGACACUCAACCAAACUGGAGCCAUUUGUACGAACCCAGUGUGUCCCACCACCAUCCUCCUCCUCCGCACCAUCACUUCUCCCCCAUCCACCAACGGGACGCCGCUGAAGGAGUCCCGACCAAUGACAAUGCACAUCACCAAAAACAAGGAACUAAACAGGAAGUAGUACCCGCCCAUUUCCUGCUUCAUACGCUACCCAAACUUUUCCAAAACAUCUACGAACCGGUGGAUUUGUAAUGUGUACAGAUAAGACACUGAAGAGACAGUGCCCGGGACUCUGUCAAUAACAAAAAAAAAUCCUUAAAAUCAACAAAAAAAAUCUUAUUUUUGUCCGAGAACAUUCCUUGGUGUCAAAUACGAAAUUGUAUAAUGAACAUUUGAACUGUGCUGAGAAACCCCACGCAAUUUGAAAUGUGUUUUGUCUACGCGGCUUACGACUCCUCUUAUUUCUACGCUUGUUUUUUCCCUUUACGUUUUUUUUUUUUUCUUACAAAAUUAUAAAUGCACAAACUUAGAUGGAAGCACAGUCACCGAUACUUUUGAGUGUAUGUCGUGUUUUAAGUUGCGAUGGAGAGUUCCUUUUAAAACCUAUCUAUAUAUAUAUACGACUAAAUGUUUAAUUCAAAAUAAUUCUUAAAUGUCGCUUUUAUUUUGAAAGACUAGGACCUAAUUUCCUGAAGUCACUAAUAUUGGAUACCUCACUUUGUUAAGGGACUCUUCAUGUUUUCUUUGUUGAGCUUUAAGUGUGAGAGAGUGACCAGUUUGUUAAGAAAUGUACAAAAAUUGCUAUGUGGUUUUGGUGGCGAUAUAAAGACGAGUUUAUAUUUUUAACUAUAUGUGGACUCAGUGGAUACAGA
Molecule: messenger RNA, 2567 nt
Organism: Periophthalmus magnuspinnatus
Lineage: Eukaryota; Metazoa; Chordata; Actinopteri; Gobiiformes; Gobiidae
Gene: gfra4a
Product: GDNF family receptor alpha 4a
Exons: 8
Coding region: 327-1652 (441 amino acids)
Biological process (GO): nervous system development
Cellular component (GO): signaling receptor complex; external side of plasma membrane
Molecular function (GO): signaling receptor activity
Source: RefSeq, a predicted model, not a curated record